Durusdinium trenchii is the source of this 2851-nucleotide messenger RNA. NCBI's taxonomy places the organism in Eukaryota, Dinophyceae, Suessiales, Symbiodiniaceae. The record is from the annotation of a GenBank genome assembly.
GGGGGAGCCUAUGCCCACAGUAUUACUGUCGGAGAGGGUGACGUGAUCUCUGAAUGGCUGCCCUUGUGCAACAACGGCGUCCGGAAGAUUGCGGACGACACUGCGCACUGCUUCUUGAAUCUUUGGAUCGAGAAGACGAGCUGGCUUGGUGUCUUCUCCUUCUCGGUAGUGGCUUUGGACUUCACACUCUUUGUGGUUCUGUGCUUGUCUUUACCCUUCAAUUCAAACCCGCGGAUCUUUGCACUCUCGACCCAUGUCAGCUUCAUCAUGACUUUUGUGGAUCCUUCAGGAGACAGCUUCUCAACGGAGCCCACCUACGCUACAGAAUACCUGGAGAUGAUCGCCCUGGCCGCGAUGAUGGUGUUGUUCUGUUUCUUCAUACCUAAGCGCCGCUUCACUGGGACCGAGGCAGCUCAGGUCUGGGCUAGAGAGGCCACCGAACUGGCCAAAGUGCUGGUGAAGCACUUGCCGGACAGCCUUGAAGAGGUUUUGCGACUGAAGGCAAAGACGUGCCUGGAGACUGCCGAGACGACUUUGCAGGAAUUGAAGAAGAGCGUCAACUCCUCACGCUUUGAGCGCUUCGCUUGGCUGUGGGCCAACGAAGAACGACAUGAACGGCUGGAGCUCCUGCCCAGUUGUUUGCAUCGCUGUUUGCAGAGACUCCCAGCGAUUUACCAAGCUGCUGCUGCUUUGGAAUCUUCUGGGGGCCUCAGCCCAGAGCUGCACCAGUGCCUCGGACAGUGCUGCGAGGCAGCGUCUGCCAAGCUGGACGUUUUCUUUAUGCAGAAUGAUGGUGCUGAUGGUGAACCUUCUCCGGAAGAUGGUGCUGAUGCCUUCAAGGCAGCAGAACAGCAGUUUGCAGUUCUUUGGCACAUGGACAAGGAGCGUCAGCCGGAGGUUUGUGCCUUUGUCCUGGUGGUCCUGGGCGCUUUAGCGGAGCUCAACGAGGUGGUCUCGGACUUCCAGCGUUUCAGAGUUCCAUCGGCUGGCGUCUGCAGCUGUUGGAACCUCCUGGCCAAGUUCAAGACCUACAGUGCCGCGAUCCUUUUUCACAACGAGGACACCGAAGCCAUUCACCCCAGAUUUGUGGUGCGCAAUACGAUCUCAAUUUGCUUGGCGUUCAGUAUUGGAUGGCUGGGAAUUUGGAAUGUGAUGCCGAGCUACUCCUCGUAUGCAGCCUCCACCAUUGCAGUGAUUGUCUACACCUACACGGGUGCGACGUCCACGGUGACUCUACGCCGCUUGAGUGGGGUGGUGCUUGGGAAGGUGGCCGGCUCCAUCCUGCAGCUGGGCCUGGCCGUGAAGCAUGUUGCGUAUGUCAUGGCUUUUGCCACAGCUAUGUGGCUUGUUGUUGCCAUGACCUUUUUCCAAUACCUACAUGCGCCCGCUGACUUGGCAUCUGUCUAUGGCCUCACAGCGGCCUAUGCGGCUGCCAGUAUGAUUCCAAGCAAUGGGGUCUUGCGCGAGAUCACGCAGAACACACAGACCUCAGUGCUGCCAACCUUAAUGAACACUGUGGUGCAGACGGUCUUCGGCAUCGGUUUGAUGCUGGUGGUAGACACCUGCCUGGCCUCCAAGGCCACCAAGCAGGCAAGGCAACGCUUGGUGCGCGCCAUGGACCGGCUGCAACAUUAUUUGGUGGCUUGCGGAGACAGCCGGAUGCAAGCAGAGCAGCUUGAGGCCACGGAACGCCAGAGGACGGCCUUUGUGAAGGACUUAGACGCCUUGAAGGCUUUGCUUCCACAUGCGGCUGCAGAACCCGUCUACUGGUCCAAACCAUUUGAACUGGAGCUUUUCACCCAGUUGGAAGCAUGCCUGCGUCGAGUGGCCGAACAUAUGCUCAUGUUAUCCUGGUUGACCAAAUUGGCGGGGCAAGCCGUGCUUCCCAUGAAAUCUUGGUCGCAGCUGCACCGCUGUUGGCAUGCGCAUGUCUCACGCAGUUGGAGUGAGAUUUGUGGCAUUUGUAGGGGAAUGGCCGAGCCACGGAGAGAUGGCGAUGAACGCCUUCAAGAGAUUCUGAAGGAGUUGGCCGCGAACCUCUAUACCCUGCAAGUGGCAAACAAGGUGAACUUGCGCGUGCCCAACCUGAAGCUGCCCAAGGUGCCUGGUGCCGGCCUGCGCCGCUUGCUGCACAAGGAGGUGGGCCAACAGGCAGACACAGGUGGUUUUCAUCCCAAAGAGCCGACCACAAACCUUCCUACUUCGCCGACGACAGAUCGUCCACGAAGGACUAGAUGCAGAUUCUCCGCUGCUUCGCAGGGAUCGAGCCGCCGAGAGAGAGAGUGCAGAACCAGCAGACGAGACCAGCCAAGCAGCUGAAGCAGAUGCCGCCGAGGCAAUACCGGAUUCGGCGGCCUUGGAGGGCUGCAUCGCCGCUGCACGGGCUGAAGCAUUGGAACUGGAGACGGCCGAGACGCUGCCGCAUGAGUCGCCACUCUGCGCGAUAGACAUGGCGAGUCAACUCAUGCGUGGCUCACUGGAGGACAUCCGAACCAUCCAGCUAGCACUUCUGGAGUUUUGAAGACCUGAGAAACGCUGCACCCUCCCGAGCGGACGAUGGUGGUGAACGAGGCGCCCGCGCCUUCUCCGACCGAGCCGAAGACUCCUCGGACCCCGAGAUCUCGAAGGGCCGGUGGCACCGUGGCGUGGCGGUGACGCCGGGAAGCCCGCGUGGCGAAGCCUGGAAAAAGGAGCCGAAGAAGCUUGGGGCGAUCUGCGGCGAUCUGUCGGCCGAUCCGUUGGUUGUUCGAAGUUGGCCGACAUGCUUGGCUGUUGGGAGAAUUGGGUUUGUCGGUCUUGGAGAUGGCUUCUUUUGAACACAUUUACCUUUCCUUUUUGGGCAAUUUAGGAC